UCAAUCCCUGCCCGCCGUUCUGGAGCCGCAAAACUGAAGCCGCGCCGCAACCGCAUCCCGCCUCCAGCCAACGCCCACCGAACGCCCGGAGCGAGCCCACGACGCCAACACCGAGCGAUUGAUUUUGCGAUUUGUUUACUGGAAGCUCUCUGGACUCCCGGCGACCUUUCUGUUGCGCCGAUUCGCGAGCCCGACGGCACCAGCAACCAUGGCGCUUCUCACAUACCGGGCGCCGGUGAGCUACACGUCGCAGCAGACCGGCUUCGAGAACUUCUUGCAAGAGUUCAAGACCUCACCCGAGCAGGCCAUCACACAGGGUCUCGGUGAUAUCGCGAUCGGCGAUGACGACCUUAGCGAUGACUACGAUUUCAUGGACGAAGACGACGAGGCAGCUCAGCGCAGGCAGCAGGAGCGCGCGCGGCAAAAGGGCCCCCACUAUAAGUACAAAGAAAUGCUGCGCCAGUUAGCCGACAGGAAAAUCGACGAGGUGGUGAUAGACCUGGACGAUCUAGCUACGUACGAACAAAACGUGGAUGAGGGCCUCAAGCUGGUUCAGUCGGUCGAGACAAACACAAAACACUAUGUCGACAUCGUGUCGCGAGCAGUCGACAAGAUGAUGCCGGAACCUAGCGCCGACGUCAGCUUCAAGGACGAUGUUCUGGACGUCCUUAUGGCUCGGAGGCAAGAGCGGAACCGUGCGCUGGCCCAGGCGGCCGAGUCGCAGAACAACCAGUCUCUGUUGGAUGAUAAGUUCCCCGCAGAGCUGGUGCGCCGGUACACGCUCGUCUUCAAGCCGCGCACCUCGACGGCCGAGAACCCCGUCAAGGCGCUUGCGGUCCGCCAGGUGCGAGGCGACCACCUCGGCCACCUGAUCACCAUCAGCGGCAUCGUGACGCGCGUGUCGGACGUUAAGCCCAUUACCCAGGUCAGCGCGUACACGUGCGACCGCUGCGGCUGCGAGAUCUUCCAGCCCAUCAUCGACAAGCAGUACUCGCCCCUCACCACCUGCCCGUCCGAAGACUGCAAGGCCAACCAGUCCCAGGGCCAGCUGCACCCGUCCUCCCGGGCCUCCAAAUUUCUUCCCUUCCAGGAGGUCAAGGUUCAGGAGAUGGCAGAGCAGGUACCCAUCGGCCAGAUCCCCAGGACACUGACCAUCCUGUGCUACGGCUCACUGGUUCGGAAGGUCAACCCCGGUGACGUUGCCGAUAUUGCCGGCAUCUUCUUGCCCACUCCCUACACGGGCUUCAAGGCCAUGCGCGCGGGUCUGCUCACCGACACCUACCUUGAAGCGCAUCACAUCACACAGCACAAGAAGGCAUACGACGAGAUGGUCAUCGACACCAGGCUCGUGCGCAAGAUCGACCAGUUCAGGGUAUCGGGUCACAUCUACGAGUACCUGGCCAAGUCUAUCGCGCCCGAGAUCUUCGGCCACCUCGACGUGAAGAAGGCUCUGCUACUCCUGUUGGUCGGAGGUGUCACCAAGCAGAUGGGCGACGGCAUGAAGAUCCGUGGUGACAUCAACAUCUGCUUGAUGGGUGAUCCCGGUGUGGCCAAGUCCCAGCUGUUGAAGUACAUCUCAAAAGUCGCUCCUCGAGGUGUCUACACCUCUGGCCGGGGUAGCAGUGGUGUUGGUCUCACGGCCGCCGUCAUGCGCGAUCCCGUGACGGACGAGAUGGUCCUGGAGGGCGGCGCGCUGGUGCUGGCCGACAACGGCAUCUGCUGCAUCGACGAGUUCGACAAGAUGGACGAGAACGACCGCACGGCGAUCCACGAGGUCAUGGAGCAGCAGACCAUCAGCAUCAGCAAGGCCGGCAUCUCGACCAGCCUGAACGCGCGCACGUCGAUCCUAGCGGCGGCCAACCCGGUGUAUGGGCGCUACAACCCGCGCAUCUCGCCCGUGGAGAACAUCAACCUCCCCGCGGCGCUCCUGUCGCGCUUCGACAUCAUGUUCCUGCUGCUCGACACGCCGGCGCGCGACACGGACGCGCAGCUCGCCAAGCACGUGGCCUACGUGCACAUGCACAGCAGGCACCCGGACCUGGCGGCGGGCGGCGUCGACGGCGUCAUCUUCACGCCGCACGAGAUGCGCAGCUACGUAGCCGAGGCGCGCACCUACCGCCCCACGGUGCCCGAGUCGGUGUCCGAGUACCUCAUCAAGACGUACGCGCGCAUGCGCGAAGCCCAGCGCCGCGCCGAGAAGCAGGGCAAGCUGUUCACCCACACGACGCCCCGCACCCUGCUCGGCCUCGUGCGCCUGGCCCAGGCCCUCGCCCGCCUCCGCUUCGCCUCGUCGGUCAGCCAGGACGAUGUGGACGAGGCCCUGCGCCUCGUCGAGGCCUCAAAGGCCUCGCUCGACGCCGAACAGGGCAACUCCCGCGGCGGCCGCGGCCGCCUCAACGCCAGCUCCCGCAUCUACAAUCUCGUCAAGGCCCUCGCCGACACGGGCGCCUGCCGCGCCGACGACGCAGAGGACGAGGACGAGCUCGGCGUCGAGCUCAGCCUGCGCCGCGUCCGCGAGCGCGUCCUGGCAAAGGGCUUCACCGAGGACCAGUGGAACGCCGCGCUGGACGAGUACACCGAGCUGGACGUCUGGCAAACUGCCGGAAACGGCACGAGGCUGGUCUUUAUCACGUCCAACAACGACGAGCCAGACGAGGAGUACCCGUGAGGCUGUUGAGAGGUAUCGGGUGAGCAAUGUAGUGAAGGGGAAAAGGGUGUGUAGAUGGUGUUACAGCAUCAGUGUGCAGCGUGGCCUGGUCUUGGCGUGGCACUUUUUUAUGUUCUUGUUAAUCGGCUAUGCCUGGCUAGCUGAAUACCCCCC
This is a messenger RNA of Gaeumannomyces tritici R3-111a-1, 2821 nucleotides long. RefSeq names its product DNA replication licensing factor mcm7. Gene Ontology annotation, biological process: DNA replication; DNA strand elongation involved in DNA replication; DNA replication initiation. The transcript has 4 exons. Gene Ontology annotation, molecular function: ATP hydrolysis activity; single-stranded DNA helicase activity; ATP binding. Bases 209 to 2668 code for a protein of 819 amino acids. Gene Ontology annotation, cellular component: MCM complex; nucleus. The record is from RefSeq and is a predicted model, not a curated record. Lineage: Eukaryota; Fungi; Ascomycota; Sordariomycetes; Magnaporthales; Magnaporthaceae.